AUGGCACAAAACCUCCCGCACCUCCCAGACUGGGAGCAGAUCAGCACGAAUAUUGUUCGCAUCCUGGGCGGGAACCCUAGCAAGUUCACGCUUCAAGGCACAAACACUUACUUACUCGGCACGGGGCCGCAACGCAUCCUGAUCGAUACAGGGGCGGGCGAGAAGAAAUGGAUCGACACUUUACGCACCGUGCUGACUUCCCAGAAUGAACCCAUCGCCGUGUCAACCUGUAUACUAACGCACUGGCACCACGACCACCUAGGCGGGGUUCGGGACCUGGAAAGGCUGUGCGAGGAACUUUCUCUGGAUCAAGCCAAGGUGUACAAGAACCAGCCGACGUGGAACCCGGACGGCCUGAUCGAGCCCUCGCGCGUGCACGACAUCGCAGACGGCCAAAAGUUUUCAAUCGCCCUAUCAGGGGAUUCGGCUCCUCUGGAGAUCCAAGCCAUCCACACCCCCGGCCACGCCAAGGACCACAUGGUCUUCCAGAUCACCUCGUCGCCGGACCCGACCGAGGUGGGCGCACUGUUCACCGCCGACAACGUCCUAGGCCAUGGCACGGCCGUGUUUGAGGACCUCCAUCUGUACCUGCAGAGCCUGGACCUCAUGAAGAGACGGGUCGUGGACGCGGUGGCUGCGCAACAACAGUCACAAGACGGUAGUGGCUCUGGCAGCAAGAGAGCCUUUCCAGGCCACGGAGCCGUGAUUUCUGACGCCGUGGCCAAAAUCGACGAGUACAUCGCGCACCGACGUAUGCGAGAGGAAGAAGCGCUGAACGUCUUGAAGUACGGCACGACAACACCGCCGAACAGCUCGGAGCCGCUCGUCCACGACAGUAUUACCCGGGUUGGCGACGACGAAGCCGAAGGCGACUCGGUCGCUGUUGGCGGCGCAGAAACCGUGCUGGGCAAGGAAUGGGCCAGCAUCGACAUGGUCAAGGUCAUCUACCGCCACUACCCGGAGAACCUGUGGCAGCCGGCCGAGAAUGGACUGCUGAUGGUGCUCGACAAGCUGCGGCGCGAUGGCAAGGUCGUCAAGACCAGCGCAGGGAAGUGGAGGGUGAGUGAGAAGGCGACUCUGUGA
Molecule: messenger RNA, 1083 nt
Organism: Fonsecaea multimorphosa CBS 102226
Lineage: Eukaryota; Fungi; Ascomycota; Eurotiomycetes; Chaetothyriales; Herpotrichiellaceae
Exons: 2
Coding region: 1-1083 (360 amino acids)
Biological process (GO): secondary metabolite biosynthetic process
Source: RefSeq, a predicted model, not a curated record